AAAACGAGUGAGCAGGAAACAGAGAGCGAGAGAAAGCUGGGCAAAGAAAGUCAGAGAUUUAUAGAGAAGCACCAACAAAUUGCUAGCAAUUUAAAAAACAAAAAAAAUAUACGAAAAAACACAAAAGAGGGGAACAUGCUUUCACUACGUCCUUUGUCCAAGCUGCAGACACUACGUUCGUCAUUGUGCCGUAGUGGUGGUCCGGCCGUAGUGGCCGCUGGUUCAAUUCAACGUCAAACUCAUCACGAUGGCACACGUCUAAUGAGCGGAGAUCGUGAAGUUGUUGGCUAUGGUAUCAAUGGUUCACCCAUUUAUAUCGAUUGCGUCGAGUUUCCGUUUCCGGCCAUUCGCUACCGCGAAGUGACACCGGAACUUUGCGCUGUACGUGAAAAGGAAUUGGGCGAUUGGAAGAAUCUGUCGUUGGAGGAGAAGAAAUCAUUAUAUCGUCAUAGUUUCUGUCAGACCUAUGCCGAAUUUCAACAUUUCACCCCGGACUGGAAACUGGUACUGGGCAUUGGUUUUUGGUCCAUUGCCAUUGGCAUUAUGAUGACCAUCCUGUAUAAUACCAAGAUAUAUGAUCCGUUGCCAGAGACCUAUGACGAGGAUCGUCGUCAGGCGCAAUUGCGUCGCAUCAUUCAAUUGCAAAUACAACCAAUCACUGGAAUCUCAUCCAAAUGGUGUUAUCAUACCAAUACAUGGAAGUGAAUGAUACACCAACACCAACACACACACACCAACCCUCACACACACUAACAUCUUCACUCUUCAUAAGCUUCCUACACUAAAUGAACAGAAAAUGAAAUGCCGUUUAAUAGGAACAUUUGAUCACACUAUCUUCUCAUUUUCGAAAACUUGUAUUAAAUUCUACACAGCCAAUAAAUGUUCAAGUUCGAUGAAACCGAAAAUAAAUCUUCAAUUUAUUUAAAAUCACA
Drosophila willistoni is the source of this 932-nucleotide messenger RNA. It is a transcript of the gene COX4L, whose product is annotated as cytochrome c oxidase subunit 4 isoform 1, mitochondrial. The coding region runs from base 136 to 705 and encodes 189 amino acids. The transcript is spliced from 2 exons. The record is from RefSeq and is a predicted model, not a curated record. Lineage: Eukaryota; Metazoa; Arthropoda; Insecta; Diptera; Drosophilidae. Gene Ontology annotation, biological process: mitochondrial electron transport, cytochrome c to oxygen.